Tetranychus urticae (two-spotted spider mite) is the source of this 2699-nucleotide messenger RNA. RefSeq lists its product as uncharacterized. Lineage: Eukaryota; Metazoa; Arthropoda; Arachnida; Trombidiformes; Tetranychidae. Gene Ontology annotation, molecular function: protein binding. Gene Ontology annotation, biological process: regulation of transcription by RNA polymerase II. The record is from RefSeq and is a predicted model, not a curated record. Gene Ontology annotation, cellular component: nucleus.
GACAUCAGGAAUUUAGUUGCCAUAAUAACCGUCCAUUGAGAGCUUAACAUAAAUAAAAUAUUGUCAUUCAUGGUCGUCUUCAGGAUAGAAUCUUGAGGCGACCAGGUAAAUUGGAAUUAAGAGACUUAUCUUAACAAUUACUUACCAUCCUAAACAUCAACAGUGUGACAAUAAAUCUGUAUGUAUAUAUUUAGCAACCUUUUCUACCUUCAUCAUCAUCAUUUUCAUCAUUUUCAUCAUCAUCACCAUCACCAUCAUUUCAUCUAUUCCAAUAUCAUCAUCAAAUACUUACCUCUGAACUGGUGAUACCAAAUAUCCAGAAGCUACUACUACUACUACUACAAUUACAACUAAUCUGUCACAUUGUUAACCUGUGUUUUGGUGGAAAAGGAGAACAUUAUUUAAUUGUUCAGUUUAGCGUAUACCGUUGUUAGUAGUGAUACUCAAUUUAAUUUAAAUCAACUGUACUUCUACCAUUACCAAUAUCCAUACCUAAACAGAACAACAGUUCAACUUAUAUAUAUAUAGAUAUUUUAAUUUAUAUAUAUAUAUCUGUCAAAAUACCUUCGAUUGUUACGUUUAAUUUAAGCAAUAACAACUCAGUCUUCAAGCUAAGUUGACCCUUUCCGUCAUAUCAUCAACAUGUCAUCAUAUUGUCUUCGUAGGAACAAUCAUUGUUUCGACCUUGCUGAACAUUUUGAGAAAAUGUUCAAGGAUGAAAGCAUGGUUGAUGUGACUCUAUCCUGUGGUGAUGGAAUCAUCAAAGCCCACAAAAUGAUUCUCUCUGCCUGUUCAUCGUACUUCAAAAAUAUUUUCACUAAAUUUAACAACCCUUACCAGUAUCCUAUUGUUAUAAUUAAGGAUAUGCCCUUUGAAGAUCUGAGAGCUAUUAUCGAGUUUAUCUAUCGAGGUGAAGUCACGGUAGCACACAAUAAUUUGAAAUCAGUCCUGCGAUCUGCAGAGGCCCUCAAAGUUAAGGGUUUAAGUGAUGCUCGCCGUCAGAUGGAAGGCGAUGAGUCAUUGGCAUCAAUGAGAAAAAAGAAAAGAAAACGAAGACGAAAGUCCAGAAAGAUGGGUCAUGGUGAUUCCAGUAAAACAGGAGAGAUGGACGAUGAGAAUGGGGAAAGAAAUGCUGGUUCAACUGAUCGAUCUGGUGCCGAUAAAGGCAAAGAUGAUAAUACGACGGAAGAAGAUGAUGCUACAGAUUAUUCGGAGGAGGAUGAUGAUGAUGAUGAGACUGAAAAAGAAGAUGAUAAUACCACAACUAGUAUAAUAAUUACCGAAAGGGAAACUACUAAUACAGAAGGUGAAAUUGAGCCAGCCCGUUUACUGGAACAGUCAAUGAUUACAGGUGAUCAAGAUAGAGCCUCCAACGAGGUGUCCAGGUUCCAGGCUCCAAUGAUGCCUCACCAUCGGCAAACUCAUCAACAACAACAACAACAAAGCCAACAAUUAUCAUCAAAUAUAAGUCAAGCCAUGAGAGGUCACUUCGGGGAAAGUAGUGGUCUAUUAGCAGCAAUGAACGUAUCAUCCCAUUCAUCAUCCUUGCCAAACAGUCAAUCGCAAUUAAAUUCAUCACAUAGCCAUGUACCUGGUAUACCGGGUAUGCCUUCCUAUGAAGCCAGCUCUCUUUCAAUGCCUGGCCCAAGCACCAUUUCACCGAUAACACCUCGUCCUAUUCAUCAUGGUCAAGAGCAUAAUUCGGGCUCAUCACAUUCUUCACACCCCUCUCAUCCUAACCAAGUGCCACAAAAUCUUCAAUCGGCGCAACUAUUACCUCCAAUCCAGAUGCAUCCAUCACUUGGUUGCCACUCUUUUUCACCUUUAUCUGUUGACUCUUUGACCGGUAAAAGACACUAUCAAUGUCCUGAAUGUUUCAAAACUUUCACUGAAAAGGGUAACAUGAAAAGGCACACGCAAAUACAUUCACAAAAUCGAAAUAGAUUCAUGUGUGACCUGUGUUCCAAAUGUUUCGCUUGGAAGGAUAAUUUUAAUCGUCAUCGACGCAUUGCCCAUAGUGAACUUAACUUGACCAUCAUACGAAGAAAAAAGAAACGUAACAACAACAUGCAACAUGGACGAUAAACAAAGUUAACCGCAUCAUCCCCAAGUCAGUUUUGUACAAAAAGACACCCACUUAUAUACAAACAUAAAAAAACAAAACGAAACACAAACUGAUCACAAAUUGAUUAAAUAUUAUAAAUAUAUACAUAACAAUAACAUGAGUAAAAACAAAUAAAAACAAAACCCUUUCCUCUCAAUUCCUCCCCAUUAUAAAUACAUUAAAACCUCUCCAUCACCAUUGCAUUGCAUUGCAUUCAUACAAAACAUACAAAUAUAUACACAUAUACACACACACUUACACCACCCAUAAAUACAUGAUGACAUACAAUUCUGAUUAAUAAUCAAACGUGAAUCACAUCAUCCAAUGAACCUUUUCACGAUGAACAUAUUACCAUAUGUUGACACUUUCAAGCUUCUCUCUCUCUCUCUUUCCCUAUCUUCCUCUGUCUCUAACUUUGUCUCUAUCAUCCAUAGUAAACGCAAAAUCAAUUCCGAUGUUUUGAUUUAAUUGAAAUUUCAAUGUAACGACUCGUCAAUGCACGUUUUUUAUGCAAUUUAAACCGGUUGAGACCAACAACAACAUCAACAUCAACUUCAACACAAAAAUAAAAUUAAAACCAAGUUUUAAAAAACGA